Tinamus guttatus (white-throated tinamou) is the source of this 1932-nucleotide messenger RNA. NCBI's taxonomy places the organism in Eukaryota, Metazoa, Chordata, Aves, Tinamiformes, Tinamidae. The record is from RefSeq and is a predicted model, not a curated record.
CUCCCCUCUGCAGGGUGGUGAAAGAAGAAAUCUCGGAUGACAAUGCCAAGCUUCCCUGUUUCAACGGCCGGGUGGUGUCAUGGCUGGUGUCUGCAGAGGGGUCACACUCAGAUGCUGGGUCGGUCUGUGCCGAUAACCAAACGGAGCUGCCGCCCUCCAUGGAGCGCACAGGAGGCAUCGGAGACUCCAGGCCCCCCUCCUUUCACCCUAACACCGGGGGGAGUCGGGAAAAUCUGGACAACGAGACAGAGACAGACUCAGUGGUGUCAUCGCAGAGAGAGCGACCUCGUCGGAAGGAUGGGCCUGAGCAUGCACCCAGGGUGAAUGGGACAGUGAAGGGAGAGCGACGCCGAGACCUGGGCGGGUACGAGAGCUCCUCCACACUCAUGAGCAGUGAGCUGGAGACCACCAGCUUCUUCGACUCGGACGAAGAUGACUCCACCAGCAGGUUUAGCAGUUCAACAGAGCAAAGUAGCGCCUCCCGCCUGAUGAGGAGACACAAACGGCGCAGGCGGAAACAGAAGGCUCCACGGAUUGAGCGGUCAUCAUCCUUCAGCAGCAUCACAGACUCCACCAUGUCCCUGAACAUCAUCACGGUCACACUCAACAUGGAGAAAUAUAACUUUCUGGGCAUUUCCAUUGUGGGACAGAGCAACGAGCGUGGAGAUGGAGGCAUUUACAUUGGCUCUAUCAUGAAGGGUGGUGCUGUGGCAGCUGAUGGCAGGAUUGAGCCGGGCGACAUGCUCUUGCAGGUGAACGAUAUUAACUUUGAAAACAUGAGCAAUGAUGAUGCUGUACGGGUGCUCCGGGAGAUUGUGCACAAGCCUGGGCCCAUCACCCUGACUGUUGCCAAGUGCUGGGACCCCAGCCCCCGAGGCUGCUUCUCGUUACCUAGGAUUGCUCCCCAGCGGAUCUGGGCUGGGCCAGACUCUCCAUGCUCCGAUCCGGGUGAGCCUAUCCGGCCAAUUGACCCGGCAGCCUGGGUGUCCCACACAGCAGCGAUGACCGGCACCUACCCAGCGUACGGUAUGAGUCCAUCCAUGAGCACAAUCACUUCCACCAGCUCCUCCAUCACCAGCUCCAUCCCAGAGACCGAACGCCUCGAUGACUUUCACCUGUCCAUCCACAGUGACAUGGCCACCAUUGUCAAAGCCAUGGCCUCCCCAGAGUCAGGCCUGGAGGUGCGUGACCGCAUGUGGCUGAAGAUCACCAUCCCCAAUGCCUUCAUUGGUUCGGACGUGGUGGAUUGGCUGUAUCACCACGUGGAGGGCUUCACAGACCGUCGUGAAUCCCGCAAGUAUGCCAGCAAUCUGCUGAAGGCUGGCUACAUCCGGCACACCGUGAACAAGAUCACCUUCUCGGAACAGUGUUACUACAUCUUCGGGGACCUCUGUGGCAACAUGGCUAACCUGUCUCUUCAUGAUCACGAUGGCUCCAGCGGUGCUUCCGAUCAGGACACUUUGGCUCCUCUCCCACACCCGGGAGCUGCACCCUGGCCUAUGGCUUUUCCAUAUCAGUAUCCACCACCUCAUCCAUACAACCCCCACCCCGGCUUCCCUGACCCAGGCUACAGCUAUGGAGGGGGCAGUGCAGGCAGCCAGCACAGUGAAGGGAGCCGGAGCAGCGGUUCCAAUCGCAGUGGCAGCGAGAGGAGAAAGGAGAGAGAGAAAACCGGAGAGUCCAAGUCAGGUGGCAGCGGGAGCGAGUCGGACCACACCCCCCCCCAGCCAUGGGGCCCCCCGGGGCGCCGCCGGGCCGCGACCUGGCCUCUGUGCCCCCCGAACUGACAGCCAGUAGACAGUCCUUCCGAAUGGCCAUGGGCAACCCCAGUGAGUUCUUUGUGGAUGUAAUGUGAAGCGCCCGUCCCCUGUCUGUCUGCUGCCCCUCCUUCCCCCUUCCAUCCCCGUCGUUUGUCUCCUAGGACCAGCCCCA